Molecule: messenger RNA, 2503 nt
Organism: Austrofundulus limnaeus
Lineage: Eukaryota; Metazoa; Chordata; Actinopteri; Cyprinodontiformes; Rivulidae
Gene: tacr3a
Product: tachykinin receptor 3a
Exons: 5
Coding region: 241-1464 (407 amino acids)
Biological process (GO): G protein-coupled receptor signaling pathway; positive regulation of flagellated sperm motility
Cellular component (GO): plasma membrane; sperm midpiece
Molecular function (GO): tachykinin receptor activity
Source: RefSeq, a predicted model, not a curated record
CAGAGRCGAGUGACAUUUGCUUCCAGCCCACAUUGGAAGCUUUCCGCUCACAGGUCCAGCAGACAGAGUCCGUGGAAGUGGAGGAUGAGUGCGUUUUAGGAACGUUGAGCUCGUGCGCAAUGGCGCCGGUGCGCAAACCCUCUCCUGCCUCUCCAGAUUUGCGCUUCAGCAGCAGCAGGUAGACCAAAGCGGAAAGCUUCACUUCACUUUGGGGGUGGACCGGGAGCCGAGCAGAGGAGGAUGGAGGCUCCGCAGAACAACGGCUCCAACUUCACGUCGAACUACACCAACAAGUUCGUGCAGCCGCCGUGGCGCGUCGCCCUCUGGUCGGUCGCUUACAGCGUCGUGCUGGCGGUGGCCGUGUUCGGGAACAUCAUCGUUAUCUGGAUCAUUCUGGCUCACAAGCGGAUGCGCACGGUGACCAACUACUUUCUGCUCAACUUGGCGUUCUCGGACGCGUCCAUGGCCGCGUUUAACACUUUGAUUAACUUUAUCUACGCGACGCACGGGGAGUGGUACUUCGGGGAAGCCUACUGCAAGUUCCACAACUUCUUCCCGGUCACAUCUGUGUUCGCGAGCAUCUACUCGAUGACUGCGAUAGCUGUGGACAGAUACAUGGCCAUCAUUCACCCUCUGAAGCCUCGUCUCUCAGCAAAGGUCACCACAGGGAUCAUCGUCUGUAUCUGGAGUCUGGCCGUGGUUCUGGCCUUCCCUCUGUGCUACUUCUCCACCACCAAAACUCUGCCACGCAGAACCAUCUGCUACGUGGACUGGCCUCGCAUGGCUGAUGACCCCAUCAUGUAUCAUAUCAUAGUGACAGCUCUGGUCUACGUGUUACCCUUAGUGGUGAUGGGCAUCACUUACACCAUUGUGGGGGUAACUCUGUGGGGGGGUGAGAUUCCUGGAGACACAUCYGAUAACUACCACGGACAGCUCAGAGCUAAAAGAAAGGUGGUAAAGAUGAUGAUCAUUGUGGUGGUGACCUUUGCCCUCUGCUGGCUGCCGUACCACGUCUACUUCAUCGURAUUGGUUUCAACAAGCGUCUGAUGAAGUGGAAGUACAUCCAGCAGGUUUACYUGUCAGUGCUGUGGUUGGCCAUGAGCUCCACCAUGUACAACCCCAUCAUCUACUGCUGCCUCAACAGCAGAUUUCGAGCCGGCUUCAAGAGGGUGUUCCGCUGGUGCCCAUUCAUCAAGGUGUCCACCUAUGACGAGCUGGAACUACGCUCCACGCGGCUGCACCCGACCCGCCAGAGCAGCAUGUACACGCUGACGCGAAUGGAUACCACCAUGGUUGUAGUUUACGACCCCGCUGAGGGCAACGGCAGCGCUGGAGGAAGAAAGCACUCCUUGUCUUCCAGGAAGAGAAGCUACGUCACCGCUCGCCACUCUGAGGUUAACGACAGCGGGGCAAAAAUACAAAACGGAGUGGCACCAAAGGCUGAAGUUGAAGAAUUCUCUUAAAGAGUGUUAUGGACUUGCACAAAGCACUGUACAUACAAAUAAAACACAUUAAUCGUUUAGCCGGAGCAUUUGAAGACGAUGCACAAUCAAAAUUAAUUUGCCUUUUUUUCAACCAAACAUUCUGUUUGUUUGUUUUUUUUUUCUUUAAAUUAUAGAUUUACAUUUCUGUAGGCAUGGUGAGACCCAAAUAAAGAAAAGUUAGUCCAAAAACAAAGCAUAAUUCUGAUUAUGCAGUCUGUUAAAAGCAUUGAGCUGAGUGUGGUACAGAGGAUGGAUUGCAUCUAUUUACCCCGUGGCCAUGAACAAGAGUCAUCAAUGGAAAAACUGYUGAUUGAACUCUGUUUGGCCUCAUGAGUGGCUCCAAACUUGGUUCUCGGUUAUGUAAGUAUUAUAUGGAAUAUGUCAAGCUGGCUGGCAACAAGCCAAAGGCAAAAAAAAAAAAAAGAUUUAUUUACAGCUCGUCAGUAAAUAGKCUGCACUAAAAGCUCUGUGAAAGAACACCAACAAAUCUGUUUACCUUUUUUUUCUUUGAAGGAAAAGAAAACAAGUUGCACAUUUCAAUGCCUUUAUACAGCAAACUGUCAGAGAGUCAGCCAGCCUUCUGUUUGAGGUUUUAGAUGAACUAACCUCUGCAAACAUCAGCAGAGUAAAGAAAUGUGUCRUACUGGAUCAAUAGUGUACAAAAUACAGAAAAAACAUCAAUAUUGAUAGCAAACAUUUUCUAUUUUUGUUUGUGUAUGUUGUACGAAAUUGACUGUUCCCACCAACAUGUCUUAUUCUAAUUAAGUUAAAAAAAAACAUGAAUGAAAGGAAAUGUCAACUUUUUUUUCAGGUUUCAUCUCUCAGCCGCAGCUCUUAAAUUUAACAACCUUAUAUGGCACUUUUUCUUUCUAAUUCUCUCAUUUUGGCACAAUUACCAACCUGGCAAAAAUUCCCUGUUAUCAAAUGAGUAGUGGAGCGCCCCCUGUUGGGCCCCAAAGGACAUGCUGGUUCAGAAGCAAUGAUUAAGUAUAAUAAGAAUAAAAAUAAACUAAAAUCA